AUGCGUCGCAAAACACGUUUUGUCUGCGUUUCCGAUACCCAUGGCUAUACCCCCUCUGAGGCAGGGUUCAAGCUUCCGGCUGGCGAUGUGCUGAUACACGCGGGUGAUUUGACUAACAAGGGAACCAUGUCCGAGCUCCGCAGGACAAUGGACUGGAUCUCUAAGGCUGACUUUGAAAUCAAACUCAUCGUGGCUGGGAACCACGAUAUCACGCUAGAUUCAGAAUUCUAUGCACAGCAUGGACAGGGCUUUCAUGGCGACCAACUCGAAGAUCCACGAAAAUGCACGGAGUUUAUCACGAGGUCCACGCCUUCUGUCGUACUGCUUCAACACCAGGCAGCUGUUAUCCGAUUAGAUCGAGCCGACGGUCCAAAAACAUCAUUCAAGGUGUUCGGGUCCCCAUAUUGCCAAUUCCAGGGCAAAUGGGCUUUUGGAUACGAAUCAAGCAAGGCGAAGGCGCUCUGGGAUCCGAUUCCCCUGGAUACUGAUAUUAUCGCCCUCAGCCGCGUCAGGCCGCCGUUAGCUGUAUGCGGUCAUGUGCACGAGGGACGAGGCUACGAGAGAAUCCGCUGGCAGCCCGCGCUUAUCAAAAUAGGGCUUGAUGCUGACGGCGUCGAUUUUGUCACUCGGGGCGUUCUGCCACCCUCUGGAAGUAAGAAGCAGAGCCUGGUCGACCUCACGGGUAGACGGGAGGCACGCCUGGACAGCGAGGGGUUUUCGUGCUCAGCGCCGGCCUCCUCCAGUCCGAUGUUACCAUCGGGGGUGUCAGCUGUGUCUGGGCAGGGCUUUGCUCCGUCUCUGAGCGCUGCUGAUACCCAUGGGCUCGAUCACGCCCUGCGAAUGCUGAGAAAGGAAACUUGCAUCGUCAAUGCUGCUAUCGUCGCCACUAGCUGGCCGCAUCGGGGAGGCAAACGGUUUCAUGCGCCGAUAGUGGUCGACUUGGAACUACCAGUUUGGCAAGAUACGGCUGCCGCUGAUUCACAAUGCAUCUGA
Penicillium atrosanguineum is the source of this 993-nucleotide messenger RNA. RefSeq names its product metallophosphatase domain-containing protein. NCBI's taxonomy places the organism in Eukaryota, Fungi, Ascomycota, Eurotiomycetes, Eurotiales, Aspergillaceae. The transcript has 3 exons. The record is from RefSeq and is a predicted model, not a curated record. Gene Ontology annotation, molecular function: hydrolase activity. The coding region runs from base 1 to 993 and encodes 330 amino acids.